CCGACUUUGUCGCCCCUAGUCUCCUGGUCCUUGCGUUUGUGUCGCAACAUCCACCCUGUCACAGCGUGAACCGCAAGCUUUUUCGAUGGGAGAUGAGAAGAAGGAUGAGAAGGAAGGCAUCUCCGCCGAAGCUUCUUCGGACGCGGCUGGCGCGUCCGACCGGAGCUCGGUGAGGACCAUCUUGGGCAGCUGCAAGAGGCCUUUGGAUGGCCACCACGCUUCGAACCACCGUGGAGUGAGCUGGGAUGAGGCCAAUUUGGCUGAACAUGACAAGGAGAGGGGUACAAGGCGGAAGAUUGAUGAGCCGCCAACUCCAUGGGCACAGAGUCCAGUGUCCUCAGAGGAGGAGACUGAAGCCAAAGUGAAGACGCCCAAGUCGUCGACGCAGGUCUCCACCGUCGCAGAUGCGUUUCUUGGGGCGUCGCCGUGGCGUCGCCGUGGCGAGUCUUCGUGAGAUGUCGGUGCGAUGCUGGUGUUCGUAAGGUGCUUCAAAGCAUGGAGGUUCAGGUUGGUGGACUGCCAACAAAAACAUGUGUUGAUCUGACUUAGAUGGUUUAGGAUAGUUUGAUCUAUGAUCUAUGUGUUGAUCUAGUUGUGGGAUGUUGUUCUGUAUUUUAUGACUAUUCUUUUCUAAGGUGUUGAUCUGAUUUUAGCAAUGCGAUUUUCGUUCGAAAGAGCUCAGCUCCGGACUGUCGGACUGCUCCGGACUGGCGCACUGAAGAAGGAACGUCAUUGGCGCGGGAUGGGG
Molecule: messenger RNA, 748 nt
Organism: Durusdinium trenchii
Lineage: Eukaryota; Dinophyceae; Suessiales; Symbiodiniaceae
Source: the annotation of a GenBank genome assembly